Molecule: messenger RNA, 964 nt
Organism: Notothenia coriiceps (black rockcod)
Lineage: Eukaryota; Metazoa; Chordata; Actinopteri; Perciformes; Nototheniidae
Product: rho GTPase-activating protein 12-like
Exons: 3
Coding region: 233-964 (243 amino acids)
Biological process (GO): regulation of GTPase activity
Cellular component (GO): cytoplasm
Molecular function (GO): protein binding
Source: RefSeq, a predicted model, not a curated record
GAACAGACCGACUGACUGGAGGUCUGCUGCGGACUUAAUCGGAGAAGCACACACUGAAUUAAGGAGAAAAAAAAGUUGCUUCUAACUACCCAUACGGCCGACACAGAACACAGAGAGACACCUCUGGAGUUUCUAAAGCCCAGCCGUUCCCCACAAGUCGGACAUGAGGUGCCCUCCAGGCCUGGGUCGCUGAGCAGCUGAGGUCAAGGUUAAAGUGCUUGUUCCGGCAGUCAUGGCUGACAAGGACGGGCCGCCCAUCGCCCCGGGCCAGGUCUACAUUGAGGUGGAGUACGACUAUGAGUACAAGGCCAAAGACAAGAUGGUGGCCAUCCGCCAGGGGGAGUGCUACAUGCUGGUGAAGAAGACUAAUGAGGACUGGUGGCAGGUGAGGAAGGAGGAGGGCACAAAGGCCUUUUAUGUGCCGGCGCAGUACGUCAGGGAGGUUCGCCGGGCGCUCAUGCCCCCUCAGAAGCCCACCUUAAGGGCCAAGCCCACCGUUUUGGAUAUCCGCCGGGCAUCCGAUGAAAACCUCAACCGACCCCAACCGGAAAUGUCCAGCUUUGGGCGUCCGUCGCCUUCCUCCACCCCCUCGCCGUCCUCGGAUCGUGUCUCCCCGCCGGCUCUGUCCAAGGAUGCUAACCAGAACCUGGGGAGUCCCCAUCACUGCAAGAUGGUAGCUGAACUGGUGCUACUUCACAACAACAACAACCACCACCACGCCAAUAAUUCAACGUUGCCAAGGACACGGGCAGACUCGCCUCCGCUCAAAGUAGGGAACAACCACAACAAAAGUCCAGAUAGUGACAAGACCUCCCCUAUGAGCAACCCGCCAGGAGAUAGGCUGAACAAGCUCCACAACGACUCAGAGUCUGGGGAUGAGCUGAGCAGCAGCUCCACAGAACUCAUGCAGGCUGCAGCAGCCUCCUCCACCAUGGAGGGAACAAAGAGAGACGGGCUUGAAUAG